Messenger RNA from Abrus precatorius (Indian licorice), 1091 nucleotides. Its product is annotated as Golgi SNAP receptor complex member 1-1-like. Lineage: Eukaryota; Viridiplantae; Streptophyta; Magnoliopsida; Fabales; Fabaceae. The coding region runs from base 220 to 894 and encodes 224 amino acids. Gene Ontology annotation, cellular component: Golgi medial cisterna; cis-Golgi network; Golgi membrane. The transcript is spliced from 5 exons. Gene Ontology annotation, molecular function: SNAP receptor activity. Gene Ontology annotation, biological process: vesicle fusion; endoplasmic reticulum to Golgi vesicle-mediated transport. The record is from RefSeq and is a predicted model, not a curated record.
UAGGAACAAAGCAACCUUUUUUUAAAAAAACAUAAAAUGAAAGAAAGAGACAUGAAACGGGUAAAAAACAGAGGAAGAAAAAUUGAAGCGGUGUCGUCUGUGGCGUGGGAGCAGACGGCAUAGCGUAUCUUGAUUGAGAAACAAUCACCCCACGUUCAUUCCCACCCUAACGUCAAUCUGCAAAGUUUCCUCUUUUCAUCUUUGUUUUGUUUUUCAUCCAUGGAGGUGCCCACUUCAUGGGAUUCGCUUCGCAAACAGGCAAGAAAACUUGAAGCUCAGUUGGAUGAGCAAAUGAAUUCAUAUCGUAAAUUGGUAUCAGCAAAAGUUUCUACAAAAGGUGAUGAUACAGAGAGUGAUCUGGUGUCCUGGAUUGAGCGCUUACUGAACCAACUUCAACAAGUAAACUCACAGAUGCAAGCUUGGGUGUCCUCUGGUGGAUCAGAAAUGGUUUCUCAUACUCUGACUAGACACCAAGAAAUUCUUCAAGAUCUCACCCAGGAGUUUUAUCGUCUCCGGUCUAGUCUAAGAGCUAAGCAUGAACAUGCAUCACUACUCGAUGAUUUUAAAGAGUUUGAUAGGACAGGGUUAGAUUUGGAAGAGGGUGCAGGUUCUGAACAGCAAACCCUCCUAAGAGAGUAUGCAUCUAUCAGCCGAAGUACAGGACAGAUGGACAAUGUUAUUUCACAAGCACAAGCAACACUCGGUUCACUAGUCUUCCAGCGAUCAACUUUUGGUGGGAUCAAUUCAAAGCUCAGCAAUGUGAGCAGCCGCCUCCCAACGGUAAAUAACAUUCUGUCUUCAAUAAAGCGAAAAAAGUCGAUGGAUACUAUUAUACUUUCCCUUGUUGGGUCCAUAUGCAUAUUUCUUAUUUUCAUCUACUGGCUAACCAAGUGAAGAUGUUGUUUAUUGUGCUGGGUAGCUUACGUUUAUGCUAUUAUAUACUCCUUGUCUAUUCGGUUAAGUCGUUUUUUACUUUAUUUUUUGGGGUAAUGUAUUGUUUAGUAGAUGGUGGCCCUUCAACAGAAGCAAAGCCUUGUAAAGAUGAUGUUACGCAUUAUAUAUAUUAAUUUGUCUGCCUUUUUUUGGGGGCU